AAUUUUCUGAAUUGGUCUUCAAUACAAUUUAAUUUAAUACAAUUCCUUCACAUAGAAGAAAUGUUUUGUCUUGCAAGAUUAAUUCAUGCCGCCAUGCAACGCUGUGUAUUUAACUAUGUGCGAGUAAGAUCCGGUAUUCAUGUGUGCACUACCUCAAGCUUCAUUGCCGAGCUUUGGGGUUGCCGAGACGGUUUACGCUUAACUCUUUCGCUAGGAAUUCAUCAGUUGGUUUUGGAAAUGGAUUCCUUGCUUGCAGUUCAGAUGAUUCAAGGCAGGAAAAUGACAGAUGGAUUUGCUUCAGUCUUGUUCUCGGAUAUCUUUUCAAUGCUUAAUUCCUUUGAUUCUUGCGUUGUGCAACAUACACUUCAAGAGGGCAAUUUUGCAGCGGACUUCAUGCCUUGGUUGGGACAACGUUUAUCGCAUGGUACAAUUUUCUAUCAGACUCCACCAUCGGGCAUAGAAUUUAUUCUCCAAGGAGACAUUGUGGGGACCAUGUUCUGUAGGAGUUAGUGCUAUUUUAGUUUCCUGUGCAUCAAAAAAAAAAAAAUCUUAAACUUUCAAUUAAAAGCAAUUUUAAAAA
Messenger RNA from Rubroshorea leprosula, 580 nucleotides. NCBI's taxonomy places the organism in Eukaryota, Viridiplantae, Streptophyta, Magnoliopsida, Malvales, Dipterocarpaceae. The record is from the annotation of a GenBank genome assembly.